Messenger RNA from Sphaerodactylus townsendi, 4534 nucleotides. RefSeq names its product NUAK family kinase 1 (gene NUAK1). Gene Ontology annotation, cellular component: cytoplasm. Gene Ontology annotation, molecular function: tau-protein kinase activity; protein serine/threonine kinase activity; ATP binding. Lineage: Eukaryota; Metazoa; Chordata; Lepidosauria; Squamata; Sphaerodactylidae. Gene Ontology annotation, biological process: microtubule cytoskeleton organization; intracellular signal transduction; protein phosphorylation. The coding region runs from base 584 to 2701 and encodes 705 amino acids. The transcript has 7 exons. The record is from RefSeq and is a predicted model, not a curated record.
GGGGCGGCUCCUGGCAGCAGAUCCGCUACAUUCAGCGAUUCCCCGCUCCAAACCGAGCCGAGCCAAGCCCGACCUCUUCCCGGCCCAGACACAGAGAAGGGCUGGCUGAGGCGGGGCCUGAUAGCGGGAGCUUCCCUAGUAUCCAAGUCGAGCGCGGCCUGGCUGAGAGGAACACGAAGAGCCGCCAGCGCCCCUCCGCCGUGCUCCGACACCGCCGUUAGCCGCCACCUCUGAGGAGAAAGAAGGGCACAUAGUGGGCGGUCGAGGCGAAGGACUGCACCUCCACAGGCCCCCUUCAUAGAGGCGCCUUUUGCCCUCCCUAUUUUUCUUUCUUUCUUGGCGCGUCGCCGUCCUCGAGCUCCACAUUCCCGCCUCCUCCUCUAAUGGCCAAAUGUGCAUUCAGCAGCCGCGGCAGGGGGUAAAGGGAGGGGAAAGCAGAGGGGGGCGCCUCCGUCCCCUCCUUCCCGGUCUGCAAAUGGGACCGGGGCUGGCCCUGGUGGGGCACGCCUGAAGGGAGGGUCCCGGAGGCUCCUCCCGCCCAGCCAGAAGUGCCUCCCCGGCGUACCCAGUGCGCGAGCAGGAGAUGGAUGGGACUGAGCUGGAUGGCAGCGGGGAGCAGGAGAUGGAUGGGACUGAGCUGGAUGGCAGCGGCGCUGAAGUCCCCCGGCAAUGCUGCCGGGCUGCUGCUGGCGGCGACCCCGAGCUUGGGGAAGCAACAGGCAAGGAAGGUGCAGCAGCAGCAGCCAUGGAAGAGCCCGCGGGGAAGCACGCCUCGAAAGGGACGGCUGCCUCUGACAUCGCCGCCGCCGCCGCAGCAGCCCAGGAGCUGAAGAAGAAGCAGCAAGGCGUCAAGAGGCAUCACCACAAGCACAACCUGAAGCAUCGCUAUGAGCUGCAGGAAACUCUUGGCAAGGGCACCUAUGGCAAAGUCAAGAGGGCCAUCGAGAGGUUUUCAGGCAGAGUGGUUGCAAUAAAAUCCAUCCGUAAGGACAAAAUUAAGGAUGAACAAGACAUGGUUCACAUCAGACGCGAGAUUGAGAUCAUGUCAUCUCUCAGCCAUCCUCAUAUCAUCACUAUAUACGAAGUGUUUGAAAAUAAAGAUAAAAUUGUGAUCAUUAUGGAAUAUGCAAGCAAAGGAGAAUUGUACGAUUAUAUCAGCGAGAGGCGAAGGCUGAACGAGCGGGAGACAAGACACUUCUUCCGGCAAAUUGUUUCUGCUGUCCAUUAUUGCCACAAGAAUGGUGUUGUCCAUAGGGACUUAAAACUGGAAAAUAUUCUUCUUGAUGACAAUUGUAAUAUCAAGAUUGCAGACUUUGGGCUGUCAAAUCUUUAUCAGAAAGAUAAAUUUCUCCAGACUUUCUGUGGAAGUCCGCUGUAUGCUUCUCCUGAAAUUGUCAAUGGAAGACCUUACCGAGGCCCAGAGGUUGACAGCUGGGCCCUCGGUGUAUUGCUUUACACUCUGGUGUAUGGAACGAUGCCCUUUGAUGGCUUUGAUCACAAAAAUCUAAUCAGGCAGAUCAGUAGUGGAGAAUAUCGUGAGCCAACGCAGCCCUCAGAUGCCCGUGGCCUGAUCAGGUGGAUGCUGAUGGUUAAUCCUGAGCGCAGAGCAACCAUUGAAGACAUAGCCAACCACUGGUGGGUGAACUGGGGCUACAAGAGCAGUGUUUGCGAUUGUGAUGCCUUGCAAGAUUGUGAGUCUCCUCUGCUGUCCAGAUUUAUAGACUGGCAUCAUCGUUCUAGUGGCCUCCAGCCAGAGACUGAUACCAAAUUGAAGUGCCUUUCAAAACCAAAAGGAUCUGAAGUUAUGCUAGAGAGACAGAGGUCCCUGAAAAAAUCAAAGAAGGAAAAUGACAUAUCACAGUCUAUCCAAGAAGGAGGAGUGGACAGUGCAUGCAAACUUAACUCCAAGAGACCAAAAGGUAUCUUGAAGAAAAGGAGCAACAGUGAACAUCGAUCUCACAGUGCAGGAUUCAUAGAAGGAGUGGUUAGUCCAGUGUUACCCUCCACUUUUAAAAUGGAGCAGGAACUGUGUAGGACAAACAUGUCUAUGAAAAGUGUUGUGGAGGGGGAGGUAACGGGUAAAUACAGCACUAAGCAGUCUUCCUUAAUGCCAAAAAAAGGAAUUCUGAAGAAGACUCAGCAGAGAGAAUCCGGUUAUUACUCUUCUCCAGAACGGAGUGAAUCUUCAGAACUCUUGCACCAUAAUGAAGAGGCGGGAAACUCUGACACGUCUUCAAGUGUCAUUGAGACGUUAAGGAUAGAGUCCCACAGCCAUUCCUACAGGCGAAAGGGUAUUUUGAAACACAGCAGCAAGUAUUCCACCAGAAGCACAGAUUCAGCUUUGGCAAGCCCUGACACACCAAUGCCAGAAGCCAUGGAAGAAACCGUCCUGCCCAGAGAUGGAUUAUCUCGAAGUUACAGCCGCCCUUCUAGUGUAAUCAGUGAUGACAGCAUCCUGUCCAAUGACUCUUUCGACUUGGUGGAUUUGCAAGAGAACCGGCUGAGAAUAAGGAGCUGCGUUUCUGCUGAAAAUUUCCUACAGAUCCAAGAUUUCCACGGUCUCCAGAAUCGCCCACGGCCACAGUAUCUGAAGCGUUAUAGGAAUCGGGCAGGCGAUAGCAGUUUUUCCCUCCUCACGGACAUGGAUGAUGUCACUCAGGUCUACAAGAAAGCUCUGGAGAUCUGUAACAAACUUAACUAGCAUAGUGGAGAAAGCAGGGCUGGAAGGAAAAAGGGUCUUGGGUACCUUUAUGAUGGAGUUGGCCUAGUUAACAAUUUGAUGACUGUUAAUUUACUGGCAUUGAUAAAGAAACAUUGAAAAGAGGGAUUGGGCAGAUAUGCUUCUGUUACGGUAUGAAAAAAAAUCAUCUCAUGUUCUUUAUGCAACCUUUAUAGCUCAUUCAAUCAAAAUACUACCUAAUGUCCAAAGAAAUUACAAUAAUAUAUGGAACAAAAACUCUGGAAUCUAGCAGACAGAAAAGAUCAUGAUCCAGUGGCUAUAAUUUGAAGCUAGACAAAAGGUAAACUGGAAAAAAGAUGCAUGCAUUUACACCAGAGAAGAUAACUAACCACUAGAAAAACCAUAAUUCAACCAGCAAAAAAGUCACCUUGUUGUAAAGUUGGCUGUUUACUAAAAGAAAGUUCUAUGUAACUGUCCAAAGGUUUAAACGAAUGAUAUUUUCUUUUGUCUGCCCAAACAAGGACGUGAUCCAGAGUGCUGUGUGCUGUGUGCAGAACUCUGGUGCAGAUACCUCUGUCAGCUGAUGAGUGGCGCUGCUCUUGAUCAGCUGACAGUGCCACCUUGUGAAACGUAUUUCGUACUUGAGUGGAAAGUGCUUUGUAUUUAUAGAAUUUAGGGAAAGGAGUUUGUAGUAUGUAGUAAAAGAAUGGAGAGCUGAGAAAGAGAAGGAGAAAGAAGAUGACCUUUUCUCCUGGAAAAAAAAAGGAAAAGAUGCAAGCAGGGCUCUGGAAAUCUGCAUAGCCAGAAUAAAGCCACAACAUGGGGCAUCUAAUUUGCCAAAGUGAUAGCUUCGUCAGAAUUUUGGCAGCUCCAAUGUUCAUUUUUGAAAACAACAUUCUGGCCUUCUUGGCGGCAAAGAAAGAUCUCAAAAUGGGUUGGCAGAUUUUAUUCAAAAUAAGUUACCUUGAAAUGAGUUGAACUUCACCCUGCAGUUAUGCACUUGAGUCGCACUGAUUUCAUUGGAACUCAGAGAUGCCUAAUGUUCUCUAACAUCUUCUCAUGCCUUUCUUCCCUUAUAGUUUUCCUGUCUUUUCUUGUCCCAGAAAGGCACUGAGUCAGGUUUAAUGUUCAGGAUGAGCCCCAUGUGGAAAGAUUAAACCUUUACAAACUCCAGAUAUAGAGAAACAGUGGAAGGGGGAAGUUUAGUUUACUCAACUGUUAAAUUUCAUAGAUCUUAACUCAAAACAUCUCAUUAUCAGGAACUCCUGAUAAUACAAAAUUAGAUUCAGUGCAAAGAAGAUCCAGGCACGUCACAGAGUUGAAACAGCUGUCUCAUCCCGUGCCCUUAUAUCUGGCUACUAGCAGGGCUAGUUCGAAGCACUUUGUCCCCCCAAGCCAGGUUCAACCUUUGCCUCCUUCUGCACUGCCAUUGGCUAAGGCUGCUUCUACAUAUAGGUUUUUCCCUGCAUGGAAAUUUGGAAGCUCAGAGAUUAAAAGGAGACAUUCACAUGAUGUCAUGUUCAUGCUGAACACGGGUUAUGGCAUUCUCAGCAUUUUUCCUGUAAUGUGAAGAAAAACAAAAUCUGUCUUUCUCUAGUUUAAAGGGAGAAUUGUGAUGUGGAUCCAAGUGGGGUGGCCAUCCAGAUUCUCCACUGUGCCUGGGAAGGACAAGAAGAGGUAAAAUCACCUUUCAGAAUGUCAAAGGACAGCUUUCUAUCCCCUUCGAAAGGAUUUUUUUGCAUUCACUGAGGCCUCUUCUGCACAUGCACUUUCAAUGUACUUUUCACCUUUGUGUAGUAGCAAAUUCCCACUGAAAAUUUAAUCUAAAUACAACCAAGUUUCAAAAGAAUCGGC